UGCUGCCCUGGCAACCAAACUAACAUUUCUGCAGCAGAAGUACAGGAAAAGUCAACUUCUUCAUAUGACACUGACUGGUCCGUACAUUUGUCCUCUACUGUUUCUGAUGCUGGUCCACAUUCAACUGUCAUGACUUCUUCUACGUCUGAUUCUCUUCUCCCUUCUCUCACUUCUGUUAUUUUUGUGUAACUGCUAUUAGCAUUGUCAGUUGGUUUGAAAGCCUGAGAUGUAUCCAAUGCUAAGACAAGCUCAGUGUUAGAUUCAUCAUCAUGUUGGCUGACAGUUCUGUCUUCCUCUGCGUAAGAUGUGACAACGGCAGGAGGUUCGGUUUGGACAACUUCAUCCUCCUGUAAGCUAUUACUGUUGCUGACAUCUUCUGAGUGAGUGUCUUCUGGCUCAAAACUGAAGCAGAUUUCAGUGGCACCGUUACUUGUUACGUAUGUGUGUCUGUCGGUGCCGUGAGUUUGCCCUGACGACCCUCCUGCCCCGCUGUAUUCCUUCUGCAUGACGACCCUGAGCACAGCCACCAGCAGCUCCUUGUUGUGGACGUCCCCGGUGCUGAUGUUUCUCCUGCCCAGUUCAGACACCACUUCCUCCAUGUACAGUCUGGGGAGAACUGCCAAGGUCACGUCCUGGGACAGACCCAGGGGUCGGGAGUCAGGGGUCAUGUCCUGGGACAGACCCAGGGGUCGGGAGUCAGGGGUCAAGGUCAUGUCCUGGGACAGACCAAGCGGUCGGGAGUCAGGGUUCAAGGUCAUGUCCUGGGACAUACCAAGCGGUCGGGAGUCAGGGGUCAAGGUCACAUUCUGGGACAGACCUAGCAGUUGAGGGUCAGGAGGUAAAGUCAUUUCC
This is a messenger RNA of Branchiostoma belcheri (Belcher's lancelet), 852 nucleotides long. RefSeq lists its product as uncharacterized. The transcript is spliced from 2 exons. NCBI's taxonomy places the organism in Eukaryota, Metazoa, Chordata, Leptocardii, Amphioxiformes, Branchiostomatidae. The coding region runs from base 505 to 828 and encodes 107 amino acids. The record is from RefSeq and is a predicted model, not a curated record.